Molecule: messenger RNA, 2010 nt
Organism: Penicillium nucicola
Lineage: Eukaryota; Fungi; Ascomycota; Eurotiomycetes; Eurotiales; Aspergillaceae
Product: putative G1/S-specific cyclin Pcl5
Exons: 3
Coding region: 1-2010 (669 amino acids)
Biological process (GO): regulation of cyclin-dependent protein serine/threonine kinase activity
Cellular component (GO): nucleus; cyclin-dependent protein kinase holoenzyme complex
Molecular function (GO): cyclin-dependent protein serine/threonine kinase regulator activity; protein kinase binding
Source: RefSeq, a predicted model, not a curated record
AUGAACUCGGAUAUGUCAAGGAUGGACGUCUUGAGUUUGACUGCAAACUCAGGCUCUCAAUCAACCGCGUCUCACCACGCUCACCCCUACGCCCUCUCCUCCGCCUCGUCGUCCUCUUCCUCCGUCUUCUCCCUCGACUGUAACUCCUCCAUCGCCUCCAUCUCCUCCGCCUCCUCCGCCUCCUCCGCGUCGACCGCCCCCUCCAACCCCGAUGUGUGGCACAAUGAGGGAAACAGUCAAAGAAGCACCAGAACUAGCUCCCGGUCUUGUAAAGGAUCUGCCCCUAAAGAUGGUGUAGUGCCGUCCGAGUUGCGCACGCAUCCUCGACGCACUAACAGUUAUGCCUCUAGCGCUCCUAGUGCGCGGCCUCCGCCUUGUCUGCUUCGGCAGUCGGAGCGGAAAGUCAACUUUGUCGAUAAUCUCGUCGAUACCGCGUCACAGAUCGUGGAGAUCAUUUGGCCUCUGUCCGCCGCAGCAUCCCGCAGUGAUGCCGCGACGGGAACCAAAGGCGUUCUCCCCCUUCGCAUCUUCAUCCAGGAAACACUCCGUCGCUCACGGACUAGCUAUAGUACCCUGCAAGUGGCUUUGUAUUAUUUGAUUAAAAUUAAGCCCCAUGUGCCCACGCAUGACUUUACCAAGGAACAGCCUCGGGAUCAGUCACUGUUGCGGGCCAUGCAGUGUGGGCGUCGCAUGUUCCUGGCAGCGCUGAUUCUCGCUUCCAAGUAUCUGCAGGACCGCAACUAUUCCGCUCGUGCCUGGAGCAAGAUUUCCGGUCUUAACACACUGGAAAUCAAUCAGAAUGAACUGAUGUUCCUCAAGGCCGUCGGAUGGCGCCUGCACAUCGACGAAGCGACGUUCCAGCGCUGGACCGAUCUGGUCUUGAAGUUGACGCCGGGUGCCGGUGGUGCUCCGGUGGCGGAAGGUCAGUGUUGGCAGACAGUCCUUCCCAGACUUACUCCUGAACUGGACUCGGUAGAGUCAGAGCCGAUGACCCCGGCGCCUGCGAUGGAGAGGGACCUCGCCUUGUCCGAGUCUCCCUCGCCUCGCAGUGUGCCGAACGAGUCUCUCUCGCGCGAGCGGACCUUCUGUCCUCGGGGUCUUCCCCGACCACUGGAGCCGACCCCGCGUAUGGAGCUUCCGAGUCUGGCUCUGCCUGCGAUGCCACGUCCUUCCAUGCUUCCUACUCCUCAGAUGACCCCUCAAUCCCAGGUGGCCGGCACUCCCGCUGCGAGUGCGGCUGCUUACACCUGUCGCUCAGCUCUCAGUGCAGAAUGCGUGCAUGGCGCGAUCGACUCUCGAUCAGCGCCCCCUCUGUCAUACUGCCCUCGGUCUCAGUCGUUUGAUGGCUACCCGGCUACUGUUCGUCGGUCAUCUUUGGCUCGCUCGACCUCUUCGGCUUCGUCUCCCGAAUCUAUGGUGUCGGAUGUCUCCACCCUGUCGUCUCGCUCCUCGCGGUCGUCGUCGGUUUCAUCAAAUGCCUCGGGAUCCGGUGGUACUGCAUCCGCUCGUUUGGCCGUCAAGGCCACCUUGCGGUGCACAAUGCAAGAGUCUCGGAAGGUCAUGGCUAUCGCUUCCCCCAUUGAAGAGACUUCUCGAGUUGGCGUCUACAGCUCUCCUGAGUACCCUAGCUCUAUGGGUGUCUCCGUCCCAGAUCUGUCAGCAUUCACCCUGGAUUCCAGUUUGAAUGAAGCCGCUCAGAGUCUCUGUGAACUUUCCGGUGCUACGCCCGAACGGCGCCAGUGCCGGAAACGUGGACGCACUGGUUCUGAGGAUCUUCUGCUUCAGAACCAUGUGCGCCACCUGAUGAAUCUCGGUGCCUCCGGUAAACACACCGUGCUGCCCGAUGGUCAAACACCGCACUCGUUUAUGAUGCCACAUGAGAAUAAUUCCAUCUCCCAGCGAACUGGUCCCGUCUCAGGACCUGUCGGCAUGAAACGUGCCUGCUGCGGCAGUGAAGCACGCAAGGUCGCUAUGAACCCGACUCUACGCGUUGCUGAGUUCUUGAAUUAA